UUACGAAUCGUAUUCUCCCAUGAAAUGCUUGUCCCGCCCCUUGCUGAGCGGUAGUGUCACCAUGGCAACGACAGUGUUUGAUUGGUGAGGUCUUUCUCUAUCAACAAGAAGUGUACAAACGGACGCUUCCUCUGAUUUGUCAUGGAAAUAGACGGAACAUGGCUGUUUUUUGUAAACAACCAUAAGCGUCCUCUUGUCUGAGACAUAAGAGCCAGAGCUGACGCUUCUGCCAAGAUGGAAGUGGUCCAGGCUGGUCCGCAGAUCCUGCCUGCGCCCCAGAGGAGGGGGACACCUCUGCCCCUGAGCCAGCUAGUGGAGGAGAGCCGCAGCAGAGCCAGCAUCCCCAAUCAUCUCCUCACGUCAAAAAUCUAUGCCAAACUGAAAAGCAACGGCCUGAUCCAAGCAGAACCCCCAGAGCUUCAUUUCAGUGGGUUCGCACUCGAGAAGGAUUACACAAAGAUCCUGAAUCUAAUCAACAUCUCAUCUGAAGUUAUGAAUAUUCAUAUCAUUCCCACCCAAACCAAGCACUUCCAAACAACUUACACUAAAAAGUAUCGACUUCUCCCCGGCCUUGCCUACACACUGAAGGUCAGAUUCUCUCCUGAUGAGUGGCGCUACUUCUACGAUUGCAUUCGGAUUCAUUGCCAGGGGGAUGAGAACCUGUUAAUUCCAGUUCAUGCUUAUCCGGUCAUCGAUGACCUGCACAUUCCUUCUCAUAUCCACCUAUCAGCUGUACCACUUGGACAAAGUGUAACCCAUGCUAUUCCUCUGAGAUGCAGCAGCCCUAUUGACUUUGAAUUCCAAGUGUAUGUGAUUCAGCCCCAUGAGGCCUUCUCCAUCCAUCCACUGGCAGGUGUGAUACCGGCCAAUGAUGAGGUGAAGAUCAUGGUGACGUUCAGCCCGUCUCAGUAUGAGACUUGUCAGGUGACCAUCCAACUGGUCGUAUCCCAGUUCAACACCCAACCCUACCUGUGUACCAUCACUGGGAGUUCUACCCCUUAUCUAAACAUCAGUCAGCUGGAAAAGAAGUUGGGCCGUGGCGAUGCGGCGUCUGCAGAAUGUAAAGGUCCAUCAUCUGCUACCCAAGUGCUACAUCGAAGGAAAACCAAAUCAAAGUCAAACGAGCAUGCUGAUAACUCAAAGAUAUUGAAAGAUCAGUGUGGACUGAAAGCUCUGGUGAAUGUCUGUACUCCUGCAGGUGUGGCAAAGAUGCUAAUCAGAGACACCAGUAAAAUCACCUCCAAAGACCUGAGGGAAGCCAUGUCCUGUGCCAAUGUAAGUGGUGUCCAAACUAAGCAGAUGAAGGAGGCCCUCUUUAAAAAAAAGGUUCAACAAAAUGUGAAGGAAGUGCAAGCUAACCACAGCAUAUGGCAAAUUGAUAUUGGUAAGGAUCCUAUGUCAGGCGAAGCCAGGAGGCAUAUAGCAGAGGAGAGAGAGAUCGCACUCCAUGAGUACAUGGCAAGAAGGGAAGAUGUAAGGAAACAGGAAAACAUCAUUAAUGGACAACCUAAACUUUUCUCCACACGGUUGCUUUUUAAAGCAGGACAGCCCCCAGAGGGAUCCCCAUCCUUCCAGUUCUACUCCAGUUUUCAGUGGGAGCUAAAACAACGAGCCCUCAAACUGUUCCAGCAGGCAGCACGCAAGGUGGUAAUACAGUGUCGCAUGAGCCACAGGCUGGCCUCUUUAAAAAAACUGGCAGAUCAUUUAAAGAACCCGCCCUCAGCACUGAAAGAUGAGAUAAUGCUUGAUCUGAAGAUCACACCGGAGAGAAUCUUUCCAUUUUCCUUUCCUGUCUUUCCUGAUGAAGAUGAGCCACUGGCUCAUCAUGGUUUGGCUACAGUACCUAUGGAUCCCAUCAAUCUGAUUGUAACAACAAAAAUUCCUUUGUUCAAACUUCAUGUUCCUCAGCACUACAAGCUCAUGGGCUACCAGCCUGUGUCAACAUGGGAAGCAUUUAAUUCUUACAUCCCCUCUUCGUUAGCCCGACCACUUCAAAGUGGAGCCCUGGAAGAGCUGGUGCUUGAUGAGGCUGAAGUCCAAGCCCGUACAUCAUUGGGGUCCCAAAUACAACAGGAACAGCAGCCAGGAAAUAACGAAGAGCGUGUGAUAGCAAAGCUGACUGCUGGUCUCACCUUCAGUGCCCCUGAACCUCUGCUCAGACCUUUUCCAGCAAACCCACUCAGAAUAUUUAACCCAGCUCCUGGCCUGCAGGCUUAUAAACCAACCCCCAAAUACCUAGAGUGUGACCCUGAGUUCUACCUCUGCCCUCUGCCAAGGUAUACUAUCCCUGAGAGAAGCAUGAUGCCACAAAUGCCACUCGCUCACAACAAGCCUCUAGAUUGCAAGGAAGCGUUCAAGGGGGUCAUGUUGUGGAAGGAUUUUGGUUCAGUUGCACUGAAAUGUCUGUCAAAGCAACCUGCUCUAAACAGUGACUGUGCACCGAGUAGGUCUGUCAACUACAGCACUGAUAUACUUCCACUCUCAGCACCACCUCCUCUCACUGCCCUUCCAGAUGAUAUGUCAUCACUAAUGGACCAACCGUGUGAGGCCCCAAGGGUGCGACUGACACCAGAGAUGAUCAGGGCAGAGUUUUUGACAGGAGAAGCUCUGGUCUCCAAUAGCAGCACUGGAGUGACAGCUAGGCACCUGAGGGAGCAUCAGAUGGAAGAGACUUACAGGUCUGAGGUCAACCAGAUGGCAAAAGGAGUGAUGUCUAGGCUGAAGCAACUUGGAGUCACUGACUGGACCCUGAGUGGAGAGAACAGGCAAAACACCGCACUCAUAUCAUGAGCGUCUGUACUGAUACAUGAAGAAGCAUAGUCACUGCAAACAAGCGUUAUAAAGUACUCGUUCUGAAACCCAUCCAAAUAAGACUCUACACUUUCUAGCCUGACACUGUAACAUAAAACCUUGUUACUUUAUCACCCACCUCAUAAGCCUCCUUCCACCCACUCAAAUUACCAGUCAGCUCCCCUCCUGUGCCUCUUACAAAGCCUAUAAAUUUGUUAUCCCUCCGCCCACUCUGAUCCAUAUAUAAGCACAGCUACAGUACAGUAUACUCUAAAAAUCUUGUCACAUUACUGACAAGUACAUUCAAUUAAACACGUUUUUCAUCAUCUCCAUACUGUUUUGUAUGGGGCUGUGGUGACUGUAUAUGUUUAUCUGUUCUGCCUCAUUAAUGCAUUAUACUUGAGUGUUGGAUCUAUUCCAAUUAAAUGUUUUUCAAAUUAAUUCCCACGCUUAGUCUUGAUAAGAGGAGAUACAUUAUUGAUUGGCAUUUAGAAAGAGAUUUUCAUUGCCAGGAAUUCUAAUUGGUGUCAGAAAAUAAUAUCAGAUUUUGAUUAGUGUUCAACUUCUAAUUUAACAGUUUGUUGAUGU
Betta splendens (Siamese fighting fish) is the source of this 3378-nucleotide messenger RNA. RefSeq names its product cilia and flagella associated protein 221 (gene cfap221). Gene Ontology annotation, biological process: cilium assembly; cilium movement. NCBI's taxonomy places the organism in Eukaryota, Metazoa, Chordata, Actinopteri, Anabantiformes, Osphronemidae. The record is from RefSeq and is a predicted model, not a curated record. The coding region runs from base 235 to 2790 and encodes 851 amino acids. Gene Ontology annotation, cellular component: cilium. The transcript has 25 exons.